Messenger RNA from Morus notabilis, 1910 nucleotides. Its product is annotated as 3-ketoacyl-CoA synthase 11. The transcript has 2 exons. NCBI's taxonomy places the organism in Eukaryota, Viridiplantae, Streptophyta, Magnoliopsida, Rosales, Moraceae. Bases 245 to 1792 code for a protein of 515 amino acids. The record is from RefSeq and is a predicted model, not a curated record. Gene Ontology annotation, cellular component: membrane. Gene Ontology annotation, molecular function: acyltransferase activity, transferring groups other than amino-acyl groups. Gene Ontology annotation, biological process: fatty acid biosynthetic process.
GGAACAGUUCAGGCGAGUUCUUGUCAGAUUUUUUCAAUACAGGAGUGUGUUAGGUUCUUCUGUGUACAUUUUAUGUUUCUUCGCUCGUGGCAAAUAUCAAUUUUCCCGAGACACAAACUACUCUCUCUGUCUUUCUCAUUUUUUGGGCCACAAAAGCGACUUUAUCAAACAAUUUCAUUCAAAGUCAUUUUUGAGAGAAUUUGAUCUCUUUUGACUCAACCCAUCUUCUCAAAUUCCCUCGGAAAUGUCGGACUCCGAAGCAAAGAAGCCUCACAUCUCUCUAUCUUCAUCCUCAAGAAAUCUUCUUCCUGAUUACAAGCAAUCAGUGAAGUUGAAAUACGUAAAGCUUGGAUACCAUUACCUCAUAGCUCAUGGAAUGUACUUAUUCCUAACGCCUCUUCUCAUCACAAUUACCACUCAACUCUCCACAUUAUCACUUGAAGAUUUCCAAAACCUUUUUGACCAUCUCAGAGACAACUUCAUCUCCGUAGUCCUCUUCUCCAUGCUUGCAGUCUUCUUGUCUACCCUUUACUUCCUCACCCGUCCCCGCCCCGUUUACCUCGUGGAUUUUGCGUGUUACAAGCCCGAGGAUGCCAGGAAAUGCCCGAGGCAGAUUUUCAUGGAUCGUUCACGUUCUAUAGGCACUUUCACCGAGGAAAACGUCGAGUUUCAGCGCAAAGUUCUCGAGAGGUCGGGGCUCGGGGAGUCGACGUACCUCCCCGAAGCCGUCCUUAGAGUUCCUCCAAAUCCAUGCUUGGCGGAGGCAAGGAAAGAAGCCGAGAUGGUGAUGUUUGGCGCCCUUGAUCAGCUAUUCGAGAAGACUGGUGUGAGACCGAAAGAAAUUGGGAUUUUGAUUGUGAAUUGUAGCUUAUUCAAUCCAACACCUUCAUUGUCUUCUAUGGUUGUCAAUCAUUACAAGCUUAGAGGAAAUGUACUCAGCUAUAAUCUUGGUGCGAUGGGUUGUAGUGCCGGUUUGAUCUCCAUUGAUCUUGCUAAACACCUUCUUCAAGUCCACCCCAAUUCCUAUGCUUUGGUUAUCAGCAUGGAAAACAUCACUCUGAAUUGGUACUUUGGCAAUGACAGAUCAAUGCUUGUCCCGAAUUGCUUGUUUAGAAUGGGAGGCGCCGCGAUUUUGCUCUCCAACAAGUGGUUUGACAAACGGCGAUCCAAGUACCAAUUAGUCCAUACCAUCCGAACACACAAGGGCACCGAUGACAAGUCCUACUCUUGCGUUUUCCAAAGAGAGGACAGUGAAGGGAAGAUUGGAGUUUCCUUGUCUAAAGAUCUCAUGGUAGUCGCCGGGGACGCCUUGAAGACCAACAUCACAACUCUUGGCCCACUCGUGCUGCCAAUGUCCGAGCAGCUUCUCUUCUUCGCCGCCCUCAUUGCGAAAAAGCUGUUCAAGAUGAAGCUGAAGCCUUACAUCCCGGAUUUCAAGCUGGCUUUCGAGCAUUUCUGUAUUCACGCAGGGGGAAGAGCGGUGCUGGAUGAAUUGGAGAAGAAUCUGCAGCUUUCGGAUUGGCAUAUGGAGCCUUCGAGAAUGACACUUCACAGGUUUGGCAAUACUUCUAGCAGUUCUUUAUGGUAUGAAUUAGCUUAUACAGAAGCAAAAGGAAGGAUAAGGAAGGGUGACAGGACAUGGCAGAUUGCAUUUGGUGCUGGAUUUAAAUGCAACACUGCGGUUUGGAAGGCGCUAAGGACCGUCAACCCGGAUGAGGAGAAGAACCCAUGGAUGGAUGAGAUCCACCUAUUCCCAGUUGAGGUUCCAAAGAUUUCAGCACUUAAAGGUUAAGAAAGAGAAGUUUCUCAUUUGUUUGGAAAUAUGACUGAAAUUGCCCUGUUAAACUGCUCUUUUACUCCUUGUGUGCUAGUGCUCUUCUGUUUGUCCCUCUUCUUUUCCUUGUCUGCUA